CAACCUUCCCACAUUUAUCCAAAUGAAACACUAAUUUACCAUGGCUAUCUCGGUUGUUCUCCACUGUAUCUGACGGUCGCUAUCUCAUUGCGUACACUCGCUGCAUACCACCAAUCGCAUCGGACGUGCCCUCGGUUUAGCAUUCAAGCACAAUGCAAAACAUUGUGCCAUCUACACAAUAUUCCUUAUCGUGCUUAUCUCAACACUCAAUUCUCUGCUGUGUAUGAUGUGUAUCUCGAGAUACUACAUCGUGUGAAGACUCGCCUCAAUGAUGCUCUUGGCCGAAACACUCCCAACUGGCGGCUUCUAAAUUCCUGCCCGUGUUGUGUUUAUAAACUUGAAGGCGAGCCUCCCCUUCCUUUUGAAUGGCUGGUGACUGUAGAUGGAAAUAACAGCCUCAAAUGUUGGGCGUCAUCGACGUAUGGCCUGCAACCACGAGAAGAUUCAUGGCAGCCUCGUUCAGAUUAUUGGGUUGACUGGAUGGCCAUCAAUAAAUUUCAGAACGAAGUCCGAGCGCACACAUCUGUGACUUCAAGUCAUCCCAGACAAGAUGACUGGGAAGAUGUUGGGUCUGAAAUGCAAGGAUCGGAAUUCAGAUGCGCUGAGAGAUGGAGAAAUGCUGGCCCUGAGCAACGUAAAAAAAUGUUUGCUGUUUUUGAUGAGUCAGGGAUUUUUAUUGCAGCGACAAUCGAUAUGAACAGGAAGCAUCUCAGUGUCAAUAUCGUACCACUUUAG
This is a messenger RNA of Suillus paluster, 735 nucleotides long. RefSeq lists its product as uncharacterized. The annotation marks the transcript as partial. Lineage: Eukaryota; Fungi; Basidiomycota; Agaricomycetes; Boletales; Suillaceae. The transcript is spliced from 3 exons. The record is from RefSeq and is a predicted model, not a curated record.